Neoarius graeffei (lesser salmon catfish) is the source of this 1251-nucleotide messenger RNA. RefSeq lists its product as uncharacterized. The record is from RefSeq and is a predicted model, not a curated record. Bases 1 to 1251 code for a protein of 416 amino acids. Lineage: Eukaryota; Metazoa; Chordata; Actinopteri; Siluriformes; Ariidae. The transcript has 8 exons.
AUGAAACUUAUCCACUUUAGUGAAAAAAGUUUGGAAUACAAAAGGUAUAAAGAAAGACUCCGCACUAAGUGUCUGAAGGACCCAGUUCUGAAGCUGCAGCUCUCCGGGGCCCUGAAUGGAUGCAGAUGGCGCUUUUUGACAGCAGGACUUGAUGAUUUUAGAGACGGUUACCCCAUACCCCAAGCAGGGACUUUCACACAACCCCAGCGUGGAAUUGAAGCUCCCAUUUUUGGCCUGUCCUGUAAGCCAGAGAAAUCACCAAAAAGACACUUUACCAAAAACCAGGCCUGCUUCUCCAAACAGAAUUGCCUACGUGAGACACGCCGCCAAUCUGUGGACGCAGUGGAGCAGAGCUUGAGCACACACCCGCUCGCUCUCUAUCCACAUUUAGGAAGUGGCAUGGCACCUGAGCUGUUCGAUGAUGUCCUGUCCAUCCUGGACCCAGCCAUGCAUGUCAGGAUUGAGACACCUGUUGCCAAACAAGAGGAGUGUAGCAAAGGGUAUCUGGUGCCAAGUGAAGGCCUUAUUCAGGACACUUUACCAGAGCAGACAAUAGAAUCGCCUAAUAGUCUAACGCAAGAGGAGGUAAAACCCUCUACUUCUUGGAAUCCCUAUAAAUUGAAGGAAGCAAAGGAAAUCUUUGCCAAUGAAGACCAAAUGAUUAGCAACAAAAGCUUGCACUCCGCCUCUCUGGAUGAAGAAAUCAAUAGAGUCACUAAGCUCUUCUGUGACUGGGUCACCUCACUGGGUGAGGAGACCAAUGGCGUGACAGAGUCCACUAUCCUGAGCCUGUUUGCCAGCGGCUGUGAAAAGAAGCCCGUCGUAACAUUCCAAGAUGUUGGAACUAAUGAAAAACCAGAUGAGCUGCAUAAAGACUAUUCACACAACCUGCAACUGAAAGACUCUGAGCUAAACAAGGUGUAUACUCCCAGUAAAAAAACUACAUAUGGCGCAUGGUAUCUAAACCCUAAAACAUGGAAGAAGCGUCCUGCAAAUGAGCCACUGAGAGACCCUUUGGUGACUGAAGAUUCUGAGUUUGAGCUGCAGUCCACUGAGAAGUCACGUAAGGUCUGUUCAUUUUUCUUUAACAAACAGGAUGAAGAACUGAAGCAGAUUCAUGGAGCUCAGGCCUUCAAGCAGUUCAUCAUCAAUAAAGGAUUGAGAGUUCCCAGGUUUCUCAGCGCAGUUUUUUCAGAGGACGAGCAGGAGAACAGGACCAGUGCGACAGACGUGUCAACAGUUUCACACUGA